This is a messenger RNA of Aureococcus anophagefferens, 1846 nucleotides long. RefSeq lists its product as hypothetical. NCBI's taxonomy places the organism in Eukaryota, Pelagophyceae, Pelagomonadales, Pelagomonadaceae. The annotation marks the transcript as partial. Gene Ontology annotation, cellular component: nucleus. Gene Ontology annotation, molecular function: ATP binding; DNA binding; ATP-dependent chromatin remodeler activity. The record is from RefSeq and is a predicted model, not a curated record. The transcript has a single exon.
AUGCGGGCCUACCAGCUCGAGGGCCUGCGCUUCCUCGCGCAGACCUACGAGGACGGCGUGUCGGCGAUCCUCGCCGACGAGAUGGGCCUCGGCAAGACGCUCCAGACGCUGAGCUUCAUCUCGUACCUGCUCCGCGAGCGCAAGGUCUCGGGCCCGUUCCUCGUCAUCUGCCCGCUGAGCGUGCUGAGCUCCUGGCUCGUCGAGGCGUCCAAGUUCUGCCCCGAGCUCCGCGCCGUGAAGCUCCACAGCGCCGACGCCGCGGAGCGCGACCGGCUCAAGGCGACGCUCAAGGACGUCGACAGCUACGACCUCGUCGUGACGACGUUCGAGAUGGCCAAGAGCCAGUCCAUGCAGUCCGUGCUCGGGGGCCAGAUGUGGUGGCGCUACGUGAUCCUGGACGAGGGCCACAUCAUCAAAAACGAGGCGAGCGACAUCAGCAAGGCCGUGCGCCGCUUCCACUUCGAGCACGCGCUGCUGCUGACGGGCACGCCGCUCCAGAACGACCUCCACGAGCUCUGGGCGCUGCUGAACUUCCUCUUCCCCGACGUCUUCCCGGAGAGCGCGGCCUUCGACGCGGCCUUCGACCGCGGCGGCGGCGCGGCGGGCGACGGGUCGCAGCUCCGGCGCGCGAACGAGAUGAUGGCCGCGCUCAUGAAGCGCCGCGUGAAGCAGGAGGUCGAGCAGCGCCUGCCGCCGAAGAUCGAGACGAAGAUCCUCUGCCCGCUCGCGCCGUGCCAGCGCUGGUGGUACAAGCGGCUCCUGCUCCGCCAGAGCCAGCUCCUCGCGGAGCUCGAGAGCGACGCCAAGGACGCGGGCGCGGGCGCCGCGUCGGGCGGCUGGAAGAAGCUCCAGAGCCUGCUGAUGCAGCUCCGCAAGUGCUGCAACCACCCCUACCUCUUCGAGGGCGCGGACCCGGACCCGGGCGUCACGGACGACGCGCUCGUCGAGGCGAGCGGCAAGCUCCACGUCCUCGACCGCCUGCUCACGAAGCUCAAGGCCAAGGGCCACCGCUGCGUCUUGUUUUCCCAGUUCACGUCGACGCUCGACCUCCUCGACGACGUCCUGCGCUACCGCGGCUACGAGUUCUCGCGCCUCGACGGCUCGACGAACCGCGUGCAGCGCACGGUCGACAUCCAGGCCUUCAACGCGCCGGGCAGCGGCGUCUUCCUCUUCCUCAUGUCGACGCGCGCCGGCGGCCUGGGCGUCAACCUGCAGACCGCGGACACGUGCAUCCUCUUCGACAGCGACUGGAAUCCCCAGGCGGACGCCCAAGCGAUGGCGCGCGUGCACCGCAUCGGCCAGACGAAGCCCGUCCACGUCUACCGUUUGGUGACCAAGGGCACCGUCGAGGAGCGCAUCGUCCAGCGCGCGGAGAAGAAGCUGUAUCUCGACUCCAUGGUGAACCGCGACGGCGCGCGCGUCGCGGCCGCGCAGGACGGCGCCGCGGCGGCCGACGCGGCGGACGGCGACGCGCCGACGGGCUCGGAGCUCCUGGCGAGCCUGACGUUCGGGGCCCACGCCAUCGUCAACGGCACGGACGCGGACCGGCCGCUGAGCGACGCGGAGCUCGACGCGAUCAUCGACCGCACGCGGACGGCCGACACGUCGCUCGGCGACGUGCUCUCCGGCGGCGCGGCCCACUCGGCCGAGGGCUUCGAGUCCCAGGCCCAGGCCGUGUCGCUCCACAGCCUCGAGGGCGAGGACUUUUCCGAGAAGGCCGCGGCGACGGCGACGCUCGGCGACCUCGGCCGCGAGUUCGCCGAGGUCCAGAAGCGCGCGCGGAAGAAGCGGACGACGACGCAGCACGUCGUCGGCGUCGGCAACGUCGAGGUGCUCACGUCCGAGU